AGAAACGAAAAACACGAAUAAAUAGCGUAGAUUUUUCAGCGAAGUGGUGACGAAGACAGAGCUUCGGGUGAAACUCGUUCAUGGCUUCUUGAGGCUGAGGAGAGCUAUCCAUGGCGUCUUCGCUUCCCAGUUGCUCGUUCUACUGCCGCUCUGCUUCCGCACCCACCAUCCACAACUUCGCCAAUCGCUUCUCCUUACCUUCUUCGACCUCCACACUUGGUGGCUGGAGCCGACUUUCGGUUCGCAGAGAUUGGCACGCCUUCGAAGCGCGUGCCAAGUUCGAGAAGUUCCAGGGAGAGGAGGUGGGUGAUGACGUCGAAGUGGGUGUGUUGAAUUCUCCAGAGUCCCAAGAAGAAGGAGCAAUUAUGGAAGGAGAUGACGAGGACGACAGCUGCUUGCCUUCUGAUUUGGAGGGUGCGGUCCGGCAAUCAAGUGAAGCAAGUGCCUCAUUCUUGUCUUCUGGAGGGACGAGAGCCAUAGUAGAGCUCUUAAUCCCGCAACUGCAAUUCCUGGAUGAUGAAGGUGCACAAGCUGAACUUUGGGAACUGUCAAGGGUCUUCUUGGAUACGUUAAUUGCAGAAACAGGAUGUCAGAGAAUCAAAGCUGUAUUUCCAGAUGCUGGUGCUGCUGCUCUUCUAAAGUAUCGAUGGCAAGAUGCAGCCUUUGGAUUCUCCAGCUUAAGUGAUCGAAAACCAGUGGAAAAAGAAGAUGAGAUCAUAGUUAUGGUUGUUCCUGACUAUCAGAUGUUGGAGUAUGUGGAACGGAUUGCAUCUGAUCUCUCAGAUGACCCGCCAAGGCCCCUCAUCAUGUGGAAUCCACGCCUUAUCAGUGAAGAUGUUGGAGUAGGGUUUAAUGUCCGAAAGUUGCGGCGAUACUUCUUGAGCACUUUUACGACGGUAUAUUCAAUGAGACCCCUCCCAUCUGGCGCUGUAUUCCGUUGUUACCCUGGAUUGUGGAAGGUUUUUUAUGACGAUAAGGAUAGGCCAAACCGAUAUUUACUUGCCAAAGAAAUGGUUAGUCGUCCGGAUGCAGAAGAACUUGAGAUAAUUUAUGGAGAUGUGGAAGAGUCUGAGAAGGGUCCAUCCUUCUUCAAUGCAGCAGCCGGAAUUUUCUCGUCAUUAAAUCGAUUUGUGAAAGCCAUUUCAAAGUAAUGCUCAUAUAACUAAGUGUAUCCUGUUGUUUUUAAUAGGUAUGUAACUUUGUAGAA
This is a messenger RNA of Syzygium oleosum, 1207 nucleotides long. RefSeq lists its product as uncharacterized. The record is from RefSeq and is a predicted model, not a curated record. Lineage: Eukaryota; Viridiplantae; Streptophyta; Magnoliopsida; Myrtales; Myrtaceae. The transcript is spliced from 9 exons. The coding region runs from base 111 to 1151 and encodes 346 amino acids.